CUGUGGGGAAUCCUGCCACAGACUGACACCUGAAGCUGGGGGGCCAAUCACAUUGCGCCUUGUACAGAGAUGCGCCGUGCAGUCUGAGCGCACUGAUCUCAACUCUGGCUGCUGGACAACUCCGGAGUAGCGACGCAGCCAGACUCAAGUCCAGAUGCGACACAACGCGCACUUCGAGGCUGCAGUGUGACUGGAACUGACUGGUGAUCAGCUGCAGAGAAACUUUUUGGAUAAAUGUUACAGGUCCACCUGAGAUCAAUAAAACUGGGAUCCGUAAAAAUAAAUGGGACAACAACAAUCGCGAGAACUUGAUUCCCUCCAGUUUAGCCAACUUUGUGCGGUAGCCCAUCCGAUCUGCCUUAGUCCUUGCAGAGGAGGCGGCUGGAUGUGGCAGGAGACGCGUCACUGAGCUGUAGCGAGCCGGGUGCGAGUUUCCCUAGACCCCAACUCUCCAAUGUCCCCGGACAGGAUGAUGAUCAUCGGACUCCUGCUCAAUGUCUUAUCCCAUGGUAGUGUGCCAGCAUCUGCAUCCUUAGACUGUGUGGUGGCGGAGCAGCGCUGCAUCCAGGAGCAGUCCUGCAUGGUGCUCUAUCGACUGCUGGAGUACUGUGCGGCGGAGGAGGCCGUGUCGCCUCUCGGCUCCGAUGCCCGACUGGAGUGCCUGGAGGCCCAGAACUCCUUGCAGCGGUUCCGCCCGCUUCAGGUUUGCAAGUGUCAGCGUGGCUCUCGCAGGGAGGAGCACUGCCUCAGGGUCUACUGGACUGCCAGAUUUGCAGCUUAUGAGGAAUAUGAGGUGUCUCCAUAUGUAGAACUGGAGUUGAACCUGGUGAGAAACUUAGAGAUGUCACGUAUGGCCUCCAUCAUGGCAGCUUCCUCUCUUUCUGUGGAUGGCCAGAACCAGUGUCUGAAGGCAGCGCAGGACUGCGGCCUGUAUGAGAAAUGUGGCUCCCUACGCUCAGAAUAUGUUGUCGCCUGCACCAAGCGAGCGACAGUCACAGACAACAGCUGCAACCGCCAGAAAUGCCACAAAGCCCUGCGGCGCUUCCUGGAGCGCGUGCCAGAGGAGUACAGCUUCGCUCUGCUGUUCUGUCCCUGCUCUGACACUCUGUGUGGGGAGAGGCGGAGGAAGACCAUCGUCCCGUCGUGUUCCUACGAGGAGAAUGGCAGAGGGGAGGAAAGAGUGGGAAAGCCCAACUGCCUGAGCCUGCAGAACUACUGCUCCAGAGACGAGCUGUGUAGAUCCCGCUUUGCUGACUUCCAACACAACUGCCAGCCCUCCCCUCUGUCUGCCUCUGGCUGCAUGCGAGACAGCAGAGCCAUGUGCUUGAAGGCCUACGCUGGACUCAUAGGCACCAUCAUGACUCCUAACUAUGUGAGCAACAGCAGCACGGAGGUGUCCCAGUGGUGCACAUGUGACGGCAGCGGGAACGAAUGGCAGGGCUGUCAGCGCAUCAUGAACAUGUUCAGCAACAACCUGUGUCUACGCAACGCCAUCAGCUCCAUGGGAAUCUCCGCACCUCCUCCUGUGGAAAACACUCCCGUGCCAGCUUCUCUGCCCACCCCUCGCGUCUACCAGGAGAGGGUCCAUGUCAGUGUUAACACGCUCCCUGAAUUCAACAGUAUGGAGGACAGCGAGGAAGAGGAGCAGCAGCAGCAGCAGGAGGAGGAAAGCGAGGAAUUUAACGUAAUCCCUCCGUACUCUGAGAAGGACUCUAACACUGAAUCUGGGGCCCGAGGCAGCACAAGUGGAGCCGCUGGCCGAUCUGUUCCCUUCUUAACAUUACUGCUGCUGCCUACACUCAUCCUGGACGGGGCAUGUUGGAGCUACUGAAGCCUCCGUCUCAUUCUCCGCUCUUAUUUCACACUCACUACCACUUUCAAAUCCAUCUCAGCACUCAGAAUGAGCCACAGAGGACAAAUUGCUCCAUUUCUUUUUCUUCCUUUUUUCUUAAAAAAAAAAAGAGCCUGACUUUAGUUUAUUAUUCUGUUUCUCCUAUCACUGCCUCCUCAAGAGCUGAAAGAUAUCUGUAGUCCUGCAGUAUCUGCCGCGUCUUAGCUCCAGUCCUCUCCUAUGAAACGCAGGGGAAAAACGUGAGCAGAUAAAUGAGUGCAUGGGUGAAUUUAGAAAUGCUGUCUGGGCAAAUACUCUAUCUAGGGCCUGCUUCAGACACAAAGUACAUCUCCUCUUUUAAAAACAAGCACAUCGCCCAAGGCAACAUCCACUAUACACACUCACAAAACCAUAACCGGUCCACUCCACUGCAACUAGGCUGGAGCACGGCUUUUUAUUUCGAUUUCAUGACUCAUGUCACAUCCAUUUCUCUCUGGGCCCCUUCGGAUCUUCCUCUCCCUGCUCCUUACGCUGGCUGAGUAACAUAAUCCACUUUACAACAAGCUAAUCAGAAACUUCCCCGCACUUAAACUACUCCAUUGAAGAAGAAUACGGUUUUGAAAAGUGCUGCUUUUAAAAAAGGUUGUUUUUUUUCACAUUUAUGUCUGACACAUCUUUAUGCCUCCUGCUUCUUUUGUGAAGCUAAAAGCAGAGUGCAACAUCGCUGCUUUUGUUAACAUGCCACUUAGUAUUAUUCCUAAGGUGAGAGACUGAGAAUCCAACCAUGGGCAAAAGUAAUGAGAUCAAAUUCUAUUGUUGAGAUGACGAGCGAGAGAAAAGCAACACGAGCAAUUACGGCACAAUUCAAAUUGCUCAGCAUGCGGGGGAAAGUCUGGAGUAAGGCUCAGGGGUGGAAAUAGCCAAUUUACUGCUGUCAUACUCCCUCACGUUUUCUUGUCCCGAGGAGGUGUGUUUUUAGUGCUCCUUGCCCAUAAUGUGCUUUGGAUGUUUUGAGAGCGAGAUGCGGAGAGACGGAUGGACACAGGAGAAUGUAAAGCCUGCUGGCUGCUCUGAUGGUUGGGCAGCACAUUGAGCCAUUCUCUCUCCCUCAAAUCGCUUUUGCUGAUGUUAAUGAUUUUCUUUCUCUUAUGGCUCAUUUUCGUGUGAAAUUACGCAGCUGCAGGGAUGCAGGUAAAGAAAAGUCUUUGUGGAGGGGUACACUUGUCUAAUUUAAGGAUGAGUUCACAAGAAGUUACCUGCCUGAGCUCCGCCAUGGACACUUUCUCUCAUGACAGAAACAUCUAUACCAUCAACACGGGGGAUUUCUAAAGAUAUAUCAUUAAAAAAAACAUGUUUGAAUAUUAUUUUGUGAGGCAGUAUGAUCACAGCCCUUCCUGCCUAAACUACUGGACUUGUUUACACAAUGACGUGUUGACAUGAGGACUGAACUUAAAGCAUAAAGGCAGAAACGUGAUGGCGGAAGUGUAUGUGUGAGCUAUGCUUUUGCAAAUUUAGAUCCAUGACCACUUCAAACUUGGGUUCAAUUUCUCGAAGUCAAAGUAAAUGGGAGCUGUGAGGUUAGUGGACCUGUAGUGGCUGUUGCACACCUUGGGCCGAAAUGACAUCAUGCAGACUUUAUUAAGAGUUUGGCUACAGGAAGCUAAGCAGUGGAGGAGGAAAAGGUCAGUUUACAAAGCUCUGAAGUGUGACUGUAAGCUGAAAAUCAUUUGGACAGGAUAUUUUAAAGGAAAUGUGUGGCUGGACAAACAGCUGGUGCACAUACGGUAUAUGGAAUAGACACUAUAGAAGACACGUGUUGAUAGAUUAAACUUUGCCCAUCACUGUAACAACGCAGUGACAAUGAUGCUCACAAUGCAUCAACGAACCCGUGUCAAUAACAACAAGCAGUGAGCUCUGGCCUUAAUGACUGAAUAUGAGUUUACAUGUAUGUUCACAUUUCAGUAGGUUUGUUAAUAUUUGUAAAGUAUGUAAAGAAAACACUUGCAUUAAACAUCGCCUUUUUUUAUGAGUUAAAGAGUUUAAAAGAAAGGAAAGCUACAUCCAUACAUUUGAAUUCCUUAAGAAAAUAUGUGAAUAUUCCCUAAAUUUGACUGUUUUUAGAUUGUAUCUUGAGAAUACAGUUUAGAGACUAUGUACAGUACUAUGUUCUACAUGCUUACCUUCUUUAAAAGACAUAUCAAACAUGCCAAAUAAUUCUGACUGUAAUGUGUAAUAAAUGUGUAAUUUUUGUGACACAGUGUGCCGUCUCGGUAAAAAUAAGAAUAAAAGUCACAGUCUGUCGGGUAGAGAAAUGGCUUUGAACGACCAAGAAAUGACUGCUUUGUGUGAACAUCUAACAGGGUGAUAUUUUCUACUUACUGACCAUUUUAAUGUUGCUUUCAGUGCUAAUUGGUGAGCUAUUUUGGGCAAACACAUGCUGAAAUAUACAGCUUCGACACUAUUUGGACAUUCAUUUGCUUUAAUUAAAAUCCACAUGCACUAUGACACCAGUGUGGCAGAAACAUUCUACAGUGGAAUAAUUUGAGAAUUGUUAUGGAAACUUGCAUCAGCCUUUGCUUUAAUUAUUAAAAAAAAGUCCAGCAUGAGUUCACUGGGCCUUUGUCUCUAAUAUCCAAAUUCAGCCAACUGUCUACAAAGUUAAGUUCUGCUUUAUUUAUCCCCAGAGGGAAAAUUAUGCUCUGCAUGUUAUCCAUCCAAACUGUUCAGGAGCAG
Eleginops maclovinus (Patagonian blennie) is the source of this 4564-nucleotide messenger RNA. RefSeq names its product GDNF family receptor alpha-4-like. The record is from RefSeq and is a predicted model, not a curated record. Gene Ontology annotation, molecular function: signaling receptor activity. The coding region runs from base 455 to 1831 and encodes 458 amino acids. Gene Ontology annotation, cellular component: external side of plasma membrane; signaling receptor complex. The transcript has 9 exons. Gene Ontology annotation, biological process: nervous system development. NCBI's taxonomy places the organism in Eukaryota, Metazoa, Chordata, Actinopteri, Perciformes, Eleginopidae.